AAGUUGAUAAAGCUGAGCUGGCUGCUCCUUUUGGGCUGUUUUGAGUUUAAAGGCAGUUGUUGUCAACGACUUUCUCUCGUUGGGAGCAGUCGCUAUUUUCAGGGAUAUUUUUGUGCACAAGGUGGCAAACACACUUCCCUGGUUUGCUGCCCACGUUUCAAACAAGCCGAAUUCAACUUCUUUUUUUUUUUAUAUAUAAAAGGCGUUCUUGCUCCAUCAUAUUGACGCCAUGGACCCCGCCAGUCAAGAUAUCAACCUGAACUCUCCUAACAAGGGUCUUGGUGUGGAUCGUUCAGACAGCCUGUCUGAUGUGCCCGUGGAGGGAGCGGUGGGUAACUCUGCUAACCCUCUCCCACCAGGCCUCACAGAAGAAGAAGCUGAGGAGCUCCACACUGAGCUAACCAAGGUGGAGGAGGAGAUCACCACCCUGCGUCAGGUUUUGUCAGCCAAAGAGAGACACGCUGCAGAGCUGAAGAGGAAACUCGGCCUCAACCCGCUCAACGAACUCAAGCAGAAUCUCACAAAGAGCUGGCAAGAUGUACAGACCUCCAACGCAUAUCGGUCUGCCUCAGCCACUUUGGAUGACAUUACCCACACUGAAGCAUACAAGAAGACUCAGGAGACUCUUUCCCAGGCGGGACAGAAGACGACUGCAGCUUUCAACACAGUGGGCACAGCCAUCAGCAAGCGGUUCGGCGACAUGAGAGCUCUUCCUUUCUCUAAUUCCUUUAGCAACUAUUCCAUUCGCCACUCGAUAAGUAUGCCGGCCAUGAGAAACUCUCCAACCUUCAAGUCAUUUGAGGAUAAAGUCGGGAACCUGAAAUACAAGGUCGUCGGCUCCAGAGGAAACGGAGACGCCGUUGGCUCCCCCACUGGCUCCACCCCCACUCAGGAGAACCCACCUUUCUGAGUGCACACCCACCUCCUCCUCGCUGCCAUCUUCCUCACGACCUUUAGACUGUACUGAUACCACUUUUCAUUACAGAGUUAGCCCAGAUCUCUGACCCUCCACCUCAGCGACUCACCACCUCUCGCUCGUCCUCAGAUCCACACCGGCGGCAGUUUUAAGACUCUGGUCUGAGGUGGGAUGUACUUUCCUCCACAGACCUCACACUGCUGGUCCCAUCGCCUCCAUUUUUCUGCCUUGCUGUGGUUUUUGAUGUUUAAACCUGAAUAAUGAUAAAUCCUCCUCCUAUACUGACUCCUUGAUUAGAUUUUCCACCCUUUCUUAGUCCAAAUAAGACCUUUUUAAUCAGGUUUAAUCAGGAAAAAGAAAAGACUAAAGAGGCGUUAAAAUGAAAACAUGGAGUUGAUUAGUCUCGUUCUUUUUGCUCCAAGCUCAGAUAUUCACAGGCUUAUGCAAAGUUGUGGUUUCAUAGCUUGUUAAUCGUCUUGUUUCUGAGUCUCAUCGUCUACUGAAGUGAUGCAUUUACACUGUGAGCACGUUAGUUUCACCACUUCUUUACUUCACGGCUAUUUGCAUGCCAGCAGUGUAAACGCAGGCUUCGCUCGGGGGUUUAGAGGUUAGUUCGGACUCUAAGGGUAGCUUCAGAUCACCUCCACCCUCGUAGAUCUGCUGCUUGGACCGCGAGCGUGUUUCAUCUCAGUUCCCGUUCACACCCUGCAGAGACCACCGAGGCGUCGCACACCAACACCCAGGAUGUAAAAACAGGAAAACCAUUUUGUAUUAUAAUCUAUUUUACACUGCUUUGCAUAAUGUUUUUACAUAAUUUUUAUCAAAAUGUACAAAUAUAUAUGACUAUAAUAUAUUGACAAAGACACUGCUAAAUGGAGGAAAAUAGCAAACUAAAAACAACACUGUGGGUCGGCUUUUGUCUGUCAGGACAAACACUAAUCAAACCAGGAGCUCAAAUAAAAGUGGUUUUUAAGGUCAGAACACUUUUUUUAAGUCCUGGUUUGACUUCAGUUCGUUUUCUUCUAACAGAACUCGGCAUGAGACGAUGCUUCGCUGUGUAAACUACCUGCUGAAUGUCAGUUCUUCUCAUCGGCCUUACUCUUUAAAUGGUUCACCAGUUACGAUCCCGCUGUUAGAAAAGGAAUGCCUCUCCUUUUGUUGUCUUUUUACCCUUCUUCUUUUGGGAUUUAAGUUGUGGUGUGGUUGAAGGAGGGAGAGUUGAAGCUUGAAAGCGUGUCAUGGACAAACCUCUGGCUGCCAUACAACCCUUCCUGCACUUAAACAGGUUGUUUUGCAUCUUUGCUGCUUCAGAUACACGUUUCUUCUCACAAACUGCUUUGCCAAAUCAGUUUAGAAAGUGUAAAUUACCAGAAUAUUCUCCUAAAAAAAGUUGAGCAACCUAUGCUGUUUUUUUUGUAUUAUUUUUUUUUUUUUAUUAGAUUUCAUGUUGCCAAAAAAAAUAGAAAAGAAAAUGGCUUCUCUUGUAUGCUGCCUCAGCUUUAGCAUCUCCAGCUGCAGGAGAAGUGGUUUCAGGCAUUAUAGAUAAUUGCAUCGUGUCGCUUCAUAACAUACUAGAACAUAAUCUAGAGUUUCUCAUAAAUAUUCACUUCAAGAUGAGAAUGAGUAGAAGUAAAAUAUAUACAUUAAACUCCAGACGAUGGUUAAUAAAUAUGAAUUAAAGACAGUUUAUGAACACUUCUGUGUAUUAUCCUGUUUUUGUUUAUAUUUUCUUGUUUAUGUGAUGUUUUUUUUUCUUCUUUUUUUGGAAGAGACUUUAUAAAUGGUCAGAUUAUUAUGUUACCAGUUGAAGUUGCCAAUAUUUGAGUUUGUUACAGAAUUUCUUCUCGACUGCCUCUGAAUCUCCUCCAGUCCUCUUUCCUUAAGGAAAACUCCGUACACACUACAAGAAAUACUUUUCUUUGUUUUGCCAUUAAUGUUAAAAUUUGCUCCUUAAAGAAUUAUUUCUUCCUCUACUGGUAAAACAUGAUUUAAAUGACUCCAGGUGGAUUUUUCUUGUAGUGCAGCCGUUUCCUGGCAACAGCUGGACGAGGAUGAUCUACUUUUUGUUUUGGGUGCCAUGGGGAAGUGCAGCAGAACAGCUUUAUUUAGGUCCUGGGCUUAGCAGUUAUAGAUUGUACAAAAAAAAAAAAAGGGAUCAUAUAUGAAAAUUAUGGUCAAUUAAUUGGGGACAAAGGUUUCAGUUUUGUUGUGUAUGUUUGGUAAUCAAUAAAGCAUUCCUUUAAAUUGUG
Molecule: messenger RNA, 3165 nt
Organism: Melanotaenia boesemani (Boeseman's rainbowfish)
Lineage: Eukaryota; Metazoa; Chordata; Actinopteri; Atheriniformes; Melanotaeniidae
Gene: tpd52l2b
Product: tpd52 like 2b
Exons: 9
Coding region: 230-910 (226 amino acids)
Cellular component (GO): cytoplasm
Source: RefSeq, a predicted model, not a curated record